Messenger RNA from Menidia menidia (Atlantic silverside), 1373 nucleotides. The record is from the annotation of a GenBank genome assembly. Lineage: Eukaryota; Metazoa; Chordata; Actinopteri; Atheriniformes; Atherinopsidae.
AUAUGAUCAUGUUGAAAGAGUUGCUCGUUGCAGUAGUGAUUGGUGGACUAAUUCUAUUCUUGGUAUGGAGGAGGAGAUUCCAGGUUUUGAAGACAGAGGAUGGCUGGUGGCAGACUGGAGCUCCAUCUGAUCCAAUGGAAAAUGCUACCAUCCAUCCUUUUAAAGUUACCACUUGUGAUGAAGAGCUGGAGGACCUUUACAGGAGAAUAGACCAGACUCGUUCUGUUCCUUCAUUGGAAGACAGCCAGUUUAAUUAUGGCUUUAACUCCAAGUAUCUGCAGAAGGUAGUGUCUUACUGGAGAAAUGACUUUGACUGGAGAAAACAAGUCGAUAAACUCAACCAGUACCCUCACUUUAAAACCAGUAUUGAAGGCAUUGAUAUUCAUUAUGUGCACGUCAAGCCCUUGAAGAUGGCUGAGGGGAAAAAAACCAUACCCCUGAUAAUGGUUCAUGGCUGGCCGGGCUCCUUCUUUGAGUUUUAUGGAUUGAUCCCCUUGUUAACACAGCCAACAGACCCAGAAGACCUUGUUUUUGAGGUGGUGUGUCCCUCCAUACCAGGAUAUGGCUUCUCUGAGGCCCCACAGAAAAAGGGUUUUGACUCGGUUUGUGCGGCACGCAUAUUCCACAAGCUCAUGAAGCGGCUAGGGUUUCAGCACUUCUAUGCACAUGGAGGAGACUGGGGAUGGCUGGUCACCACAAACAUGGCUCAGAUGGAUCCCAAAGCUGUCAAGGGCUUGCAUAUCAAUUUUGCUCCACCCUCCAAACUGGAGCUCCCUGUGGCUUUAUCCAUGGUGCUUGGACGUCGAUUCCCUAAGCUGUUUGGUUUCACGGAAAUAGAUAUCCAGCGUCUCUAUCCCUGCAUGGACAAACUAGUAGUAGAAUCCAUCAAAGAAUCUGGCUAUAUGCACAUUCAGUCCACCAAACCAGACACUGUGGGGAGAGGGCUGAACGACUCUCCAGUAGGUCUUGCUGCUUACAUCCUGGAGAAAUUCUCCACGUGGACAAACCGUGAUUUCAGGAACCUUGACGAUGGGGGACUCACUAGGAAGUUCUCUCUGAAUGACUUGCUGACUAAUGUGAUGAUCUAUUGGACAUCUGGUUGCAUCAUCUCCUCCAUGAGGUUCUACAAGGAAAAUUUUGGGAAAGGUCUGAACCAGCCCCAUGCGAAGAUACCAGUAUAUGUCCCAACUGGCUUUGCCUGUUUCCCUAAUGAGCUGAUGCAUACGCCUAGGCUAUGGGUUAAACAGAAGUAUCGUAAACUCAUUUCGUUUACUCACAUGGCCCGUGGUGGGCAUUUUGCUGCCAUGGAAGAGCCCCAUUUGUUGGCAGAAGAUAUUCAGAAGUUCACAAAAAUGGUUGAGAAUAAGAAUUAU